AUGUCGGACGUGCUGGUGUAUUCAGGGCCGGGCGUUUCGACGUCUGCGCUGCACCAUACGCUCAAGACGCUGCGGCUGCUGCUGACGACGUACGACGUCAAGACGGUGGACGCGCGAACGCUCGCGCUGGAUCCAUGGCAGAAGGGCACGGCGCUUGUCGUGCUUCCCGGCGGUCGCGAUCUGCCGUACGUCGCUGAACUCGCCAAGCCAUUCCGUCGAGACGACUCGCAGUCGACACCCUCGUCGCGGGGCGGGAGCGAGAGGACAGCGUCCAACGAGGUCCGCAACUUUGUACAGGCCGGAGGCAACUUCGUGGGCAUCUGCGCAGGCGCGUACUACGCCUCGGGUCACUGCUCGUUUGAACUCGGCACACCCAUGCAGGUCGACGGCGAGCGGCCGUUCCUGCGCUUCUAUCCGGGCACUUGCCAGGGCACGGUGUACGCCGGGUUCGUGUACGAGUCCGACAAGGGUGCAAGGAUCAUCGACCUUGACCGCACGCUUGCGGACGGCAAGGUGGAUCAGUGGAGGUGCCACUACAAUGGCGGUGGCGCGUUCAUGGAUGCCGACGCGUAUGCAGACCAGGGUGUCGAGGUGCUGGCGAGGUACGCGCGUACGCAGCCCGACGAAUUGCGCCUCGACAUCGAGCUCAGCGACUCUUCAGCGGCUCGCCGACCCGACUAUGCGGGACAGGCUGCGGUGGUGCUCGCGAGCGUCGGAGCUGGCAAGGCAUUGCUGUUCGGUACGCACCCCGAGUUCCCGCUGCUGCCCACCUCGACGCCGGUGUUGCUUGCCGAGAACAGCCAGGCAGAGGCGCGCGAGCACAGCGACCGCGCAGAGCACGAGCGCCAGCUGCGCGUGCACGAGCAGCGUCGGCUGCACUGGAUGCACGAGCUCUUCACACACCGCCUCGGACUGCGCUCGGAGUUGCCGCAGUGGGCACUGUCGGCUGUGGUGUCGGACAAGGCGGCGAGCGCGCCAACGGGCACAGCGGUGGACACGGAUGAGCCCAAGUUGCUGCCCAUCUUUCUGUCGGCCGUCGGACGCGACUCGGACCACACGCUCGAUGCCAUCGCCAGCAAGCUCGCCGCCGAGACCAGCACGACACCGCCAUCGCAUCUGGCGGGAUUCGAUGCGUGCGAUGCUCUCAAGGCGGCGCGGAUUGCAAGUGUCAAGGACUCGAACGACGCCAUCUACUUUGCACGCGCGGACGCUGAGAGUAUUCAAGAGGCACAGGCGCUGUGUUCCGCGGCGGACUACGACGCAUUCUCCAAGCCCAUCAUACCCGCAGCCACGUCGGUGGAUGGCGAAGAGACAGGGUCGACGCCGGACAAGGAGGUGGAUCUGGACGCCGUGCCCAAGUACGUCCUCAUGUGCAAGGAGCAGAAGCCGUCGACGGACGUGCUGCCGUACUGGGACAUGGCGGCGUACGAGACGCAUCUGGAGCACUUUCGCGAGCUCAACGCGCAGCGGACGCAGGGGGCGGACCACUGGGCUUCGUGGCGCGCGCCGUUUGAUCCAUUCAACCCGUUUGGCUCGGCGGGUGGUGUGGUGGCCGAGCACCGAUUCGGCACGCCCACGCUGUACACGCAGAUGGUGACGUCGACGCAGACGAUGCUCGACAAGAACUUCCGGCUGCUGGCGGCGCUGCCUGUGGGCACCACGUUCUUCGCCACGCAGCAGAUGAGCGGCCGGGGCCGCGGCGGCAACCGGUGGAUCUCGCCCAAGGGGUGUCUGCAGUUCUCGGCGGUGUUCCGCGUGCCGGUGAGCAUGGCGAGCAAGACCGUCUUCCUGCAGUACCUCUCUGGACUGGCUGUGGCGGAGGGCAUCCGUCUUGCGCUCGGCCCGAGCGACGCAGCGCGCGCCGUCGCCGACAAGGUGCGCAUCAAAUGGCCCAACGACAUCUACGCCGAGAUCCCCGCUGCCGACGAGGAGGGCAAUGGUGGGGCGAGGACCAAGACGGCGACGUUCGAGCUGGGUGGCAAGCGGUAUGCGAAGCUGGGCGGGAUUCUGGUCAACUCGCAGUUCAGUGGCGGCAACGAAUUUGUGCUCGUGUCCGGGUGCGGUGUCAACUGUCUCAAUGCGCGACCUACGACGUCGGUGUCGGAUCUGGUGGCGAUGCACAACGAUCGUGCUGCCAACGAGGCCGAUCGGUUGGAGGUGGUGUCGCAGGAGAAGCUGGCGGGUGCGAUCCUGUCGACAUUCGACUCGAUCUGGAAGGUGUUUCUGCAGCACGGCGGUGAUUUCCGACCGUUCGUCGCGCGAUACAGGCAAGUGUGGCUGCACAGCGACCAGGAGACUACGCUCACGCCCGACGCCAUCCGCUCCGACGCUGCAGCACACACCGAGGGCGACGAAGGCGUACGCAUCGUCGGAAUCUCGUCCGACUAUGGUCUGCUGCAGGCGGUGCCGCGUACGUCGAGCAUUUAUGCAAAGGACGCCAAGGCCUGGGGCAGCACGCAGGACGCACAAGCCAACGGCAUCGUUCAACUGCAGCCCGACGGCAACUCGUUCGACAUGCUGCAGAAUCUAGUCAAGCGCAAGGUGUAG
Messenger RNA from Moesziomyces aphidis, 2547 nucleotides. The record is from the annotation of a GenBank genome assembly. NCBI's taxonomy places the organism in Eukaryota, Fungi, Basidiomycota, Ustilaginomycetes, Ustilaginales, Ustilaginaceae.